UGCAGGCUCGGGGGAGGCAGCCUCACACUGCAGCCUGCGAUCCAUGACCCUGCUGCAAGUCAAGUGAACGAGUCCAAGACGCUGCGACUUCCCUGCGACACAACCAUGCGCCGGGCUCUAGCACUGGGGCUCUGGCUGCUGCUGGCCGGAGACGCAUGGGCGCUCAGAGGGGUGCAUGGAAGGAGCCCCUUGACUUAUGGACCUUUGGAAGAGGAGAUCCUGGUGGCCAACCAUGGGAUCAGGGUGCCCUUCGGGAGGUCCGUCUACCUUGACCCUGUCCUAGACCUGGUGAUACAAGUGCAGCCGGGUGACAAGUGUCACAUCAGCGUCCUCAGCAAUGACCCGCUCUCCCAGGGACCCGGACACCUUUCUCCUAACAGGUUCCCCUGCGAGUUUGGGGCCCGGGAGGUGAAGUACUCUCACCUGGGAGCCCGAAGUCCUUCCAGGGACCGGGUGAAGCUCCAGCUCCGCUACGAUACCCAGACCAGCACAGUGAUCAUCCCAUUCAUGAUCGAGGUGGAGGUGCUGUUCACCCAGCUGGAGGUGGUCACCAGGAACAUGCCACUGACUGUGGACAAGCUGCUGGGCACCAGUAACCCCAUAGAUAAGAAGAUCCUGGAGUUUACUUAUGACAGGACAUUUGAGGUGUGCAGGAUCACCCCACUGCUGGACCUUGCUGGACUGCCCAGGUAUGGAAGGGUGCUACACAGUGCUGGGCAUAUGGUGGACUGUGGGGAGUUCUUACAACAAGGGGUGCGCUACCAGCACACAGCCUCCACCCAGUCACCCAACAAGGACUACAUCCCAAUGUUGGUGGAGUUGCAUGAUAAAGUUGGGAAUUUACUAAAGCAAGAACAUUUUCAAAUGCUGGUUAGGAUCAAGGAAGGUCUGGAGAACACCCAGCCUAAGCCUAGCUUUGUAGCCAUGAUGAUGAUGGAGGUGAAUCAGUUUGUCAUGACAGCCAUCACUCCUGACAUGUUGGCUGCAGAGGACUUGGAAUCUGACCCCGGGGAUCUUAUAUUUAAUAUCACUUCCACCUUCAGUCCAGGACAGGGGCAUAUUGUAAGUACAGAUGACCGCAACUUGCCCAUUACCUCCUUCUAUCAGAGAGACCUGCAGGAAUUUAGGAUUGCUUACAAACCGCCACCUGAGGACUCUGACACUGAACGCAUCUUUGAAGUGGAACUGGAGGUGGUGGACACUGAAGGAGCGGUGUCCGAGCCUUUCUCAUUCAUGAUUCUUGUUAAACCGAUGAAUACGCUUGCCCCCGUGGUUACUCACAACACUGGGCAGCUUCUGUUUGAAGGGCAAUCACGGCCCCUGUCAAGUGCCCAGAAUUUACAAAUCAGCGAUGAGGACAACCUUGAUCAUGUUAAAGUGACUGUACUGGAUGGGCUAAGACAUGGGCAGCUGUACCUGCUCGGUUCACCUGAGAACUCCAAAUUUUUUACGGCUUCUGAUCUGGACCAAGGUAGAGUCAUUUAUCAACAUGACGGGAGUGACACUUACAGUGACAAUAUCAUCUUCCGUAUGACAGAUGGAAAGCACCAAGUUGAGUUCCUCUUCCCAAUAACAGUGGUGCCAACUGACGAUGAGCCUCCUAUAGUCAACGCCAACACAGGUUUAAUGAUCUCAGAGAAAGACGUGUCGCCUGUGACUCCAGUUGUGUUGAGUGCAACAGAUAUUGACUCAGAAGACUCUACCAUAAGGUUUAUAUUGGACUUACCUUACUCAGUACUUGGCCAAAUGGUAUUGCGUCAAUCUGAGAUACCUCAAGACCCUUCUGAGUGGAUAUUAUUACCUGAACUGAACCUUUUUGAAAGGGAAGUAAAAGAGUGGACUCAACAAGACAUAUUAGAUGGUAAAUUAUAUUACAAGCAUGUUGGACCGCACAGCACUGUCCCGGUCAUGGACCAGCUGGUCUUUAGAGUCCAAGAUGACAAUGAUUCUCCUAAUCAGUCUGGUGAACAUACAUUUGUUGUUAAAAUUAAUCCUAUUGAUGACUUGCCUCCAGAGUUAUACCCGGGCACCACCCUUAGGAUGGUGGUACAGGAAUAUCAUCUAACCCAUUUUAGAAGGAAAUUUCUUCGAUAUACUGACUUGGAUUCUGAUGACAGAGAUCUCAAAUACACAGUGACUAUUCCCCCAACUGAUACAGAUGAAAACAACCCAGUUUUGAUGGGAUUUAUAGUUCUAACUGAAAACCCAGAACAGGUUGUUACCGAGUUUACACAAGCUCAGAUAAACCAUCACAAAAUUGCCUACAAACCACCUGACUUGGAGCUUGGAAUUACUCCACGUGUAGUGCAGUUUCACUAUACCGUAGAGGAUAUGUCUGGGAACAUAGCCGAAGGGGAUUUUACUAUUUUCUUGGAGCCCGUGGACAACAAGCCCCCAAGUAUCGUUAACACUGGAUUUACUGUGUUUGAAAGAGGAAGUCACAUCAUCACUCCAGCAGAACUUGAUGCCACAGAUGCGGACACAGGCAAAGACAAAAUUACCUUCACCCUGACCCAAUCUCCAAGGCAUGGUCAAGUGAUGUAUUCCAAUCUCGUAAUGGAUGUUGGUGAAACAUUUGUUCUGGAUGACAUACGUAGUGGAAGGAUAAGCUACAUGCACAGUGGUGAGGAGUCUACCAGUGAUUCUUGUACCCUUGAUGUUAGUGAUGGAGUUCACGUACUUACAAUCAUCAUUAAAAUCACUGUUCGUUUAGUGGAUGAUGAAGUGCCUAGACUUAUGCUACCUUCAGGAACCAUUGGCUCCUUUUUAGAUGUUUUAGAAGGCAGCUCUGCAGAAAUCACAUCAAAUGUUAUCCAAGGCACUGACACAGAUACAGAUGAUCUCAUGUUAACCUUCAUUGUGGAAGACCCACCACAUCUUGGAGUAAUUCUGGUCAAUGGCAUUCCAGCCGAAAGAUUUUCUCAAAGGGAUAUCAUAGAUGGUGCUGUUGUCUAUUCUCACACUUCUGGAGAAAUUGGAUUGCAGAAAAAGGAAGAUUCAUUCAAUUUAACAUUAUCUGACAUGUCUGAAGAAUGGACUGUUGGCGGUAAUAGAGUUACAGGAGUUCGUGUUCAGGUGACCAUUCUUCCAUUAGAUAAUCAGCCUCCAAUUGUAUCUGUGGGUGAACAGUUCACAGUUAUUGAAGGAGAAAAAAAUGUGAUUACGCCCUCCCAUUUAAAAGCUAGUGAUAGAGACACUCCAAAUGAUGACAUCCUUUGCACUAUUAUUGUGCAGCCUACAUCUGGAUAUCUUGAAAAUAUUUCACCAGCUCCAGGCUCUGAAAAAUCUAGAGCUGGGACAUCUAUUAGUGCAUUUACAUUGAAAGAUAUUAGACUGGGACAUAUUUAUUAUGUUCAAAGCAUCCACAAAGGUGUAGAACCUGUAGAGGAUAGACUUACUUUCCACUGUUCCGAUGGCAUAAACCUUUCCCAAAGACAUUUCUUCCCAGUUGUUAUCAUACCUGCCAAUGAUGAAAAGCCAGAGAUCUUCAUGAGGGAGUUUGUUGUUAUGGAGGGAAUGAGUCUCGUCAUUGAUAUUCCAAUACUGAAUGGGGCCGAUGUAGACCUCCCAGCAGACAACCUUAUCUUUUACAUCACAAAGCCACCAAAACAUGGGCAUAUCGUGAACCAGCUAACCAAUGGCACUGUUCUGGUUAACAGCUUCAGCCUGGAUGACAUCAAAGAAAGCUCCACCAUCCUUUAUGAACAUGAUGAUUCUGAGACCAAAGAAGACAGCUUUGAGAUAAAACUUUCUGAUGGAAAACAUUCAGUGGUCAAAACCGUUCUGAUUAUGAUUAUACCUGUGGAUGAUGAGACUCCUAGAAUGACCAUUAAUGAUGGACUGGAGAUUGAAAUUGGAGAAACAAAACUGAUUAAUAAUAAAGUAUUAAAAGCAACAGAUUUGGACUCAGAUGACAAGUCUUUGACGUAUAUAUUACGCUAUGGGCCUGGUCAAGGCCUCUUACAACGAAGAAGACCAAACGGUGAACUUGAAAACAUUACAAUAGGUAUGAACUUCACUCAGGAUGAGGUGGACAGGGAAUUAAUACAAUACCAUCACUUCGGCCAAGAGGGAAUACGUGAUCUCUUCAAAUUUGAUGUUACCGAUGGUAUAAAUCCUCUUAUUGACAGAUAUUUUUAUGUGACUGUUGGAGGCAUUGAUAUGGUGUUCCCAGAUGUGAUUAGCAAAGGGGUAUCUCUAAAAGAAGGAGGCAAGGUAACCCUUACAACUGACUUGCUUAGCACCAGUGAUCUCAACAGUCCUGAUGAACAUUUAGUUUUCACCAUCACAAGGGCUCCUGUACGUGGACAUUUGGAGUGCACAGAUCUGCCAGGGGUUCCCAUCACAUCAUUCACCCAGCUGCUGUUAGCUGGCAAUAAAAUCUAUUACACACAUACAUCCGAUGAUGAAGUAAAGAUGGACAGCUUUGAAUUUGAGGUCACUGAUGGGUAUAAUCCAGUUUUCCGCACAUUCAGAAUAUCCAUCACUGAUGUUGAUAACAAGAAGCCUGUUUUGACUAUCCAUGAACUGACCGUAAGAGAGAGUGAGAAUAAGUUGAUCACCCCCUUUGAACUUACGGUGGAGGACAGAGAUACCCCAGAUAAACGGCUUAAGUUCAUCAUCACUCAGGUGCCAGUUCACGGAAAGAUCCUAUUCAACAAUAGCAAAACGGUAACCUCCUUUACAAAACAGGAUCUCAAUGACAACCUCAUCAGUUAUAAACACGAUGGUACUGAAUCCACCGAGGACAGCUUCUCUUUCACUGUGACUGAUGGAAUCCACACUGAAUUUUAUGUCUUUCCUGACACCGUCUAUGAGACCCGACAGCCCCAGAUGAUGAAGAUUCGGAUUAUCGCUGUUGAUAAUGGGGUGCCGCAGAUUGCAGUAAAUAAGGGGGCCCCAACUCUGCGCAUCCUGAGCACUGGUCAUUUGGGCUUCUUGAUCACUAACAAGGUCCUUAAAGCAGAAGACAGGGACAGCACCCACAUCUCUCUCCGCAUCCGAAUUACUCAAGGCCCCAGUCAUGGAUUCCUUAUCAACUUAGACAAGGGAAACCACAGCAUCAACCAGUUCACACAAGCGGACAUUGACGACAUGAAAAUCUGCUAUGCGUUACGAGACAAGGAGAACGCAACAAGUGAUAUUUUCCAUUUUACUGUUGAAGACAGUGGAGGAAAUAAACUGAAGAAUCAGCAUUUUCGUCUCAACUGGGCUUGGAUCUCUAUAGAGAAGGAGCACUAUGUGGUGAAUGAAGACGCCAAGCAUUUAGAGGUUAUCCUGAAACGUAGAGGAUAUCUGGGAGAAACCUCAUUUGUCAGUAUCGGCACUGUAGAUGGGACAGCAGAAAAGGACAAGGACUUCAGAGGAAAGGCCCAGAAACAAGUACAGUUUAAUCCUGGGCAGACCACGGCGACUUGGAGAGUGCGGAUCCUAAGUGACGGGGAAUAUGAACAGUCCGAAACCUUCCAGAUCGUCCUGUCAGAGCCUGUCAUGGCAGCACUAGAAUUCCCAGAGGUGGCAACAGUGGAGAUCAUCGACCCUGGAGAUGAAUCAACAGUGUUUAUACCCGAGCCAAUAUAUAAGAUUGAAGAAGAUAUCGGUGAGCUGUUUAUACCGGUGCGGAGGAGCGGAGAUGUCAAUCAGGAGUUGAUGGUUAUAUGUUUUACACAUCAAGGUACGGCUACUGGAACCGUCCCGACCUCCGUUUUAUCCUAUUCUGAUUACAUAUCCAGACCUGAGGAGCAUAACAGCGUUUUGAGGUUUGAUAAAGGCGAGAAGGAGAAGAUGUGCCGGGUGGUUGUAAUAGAUGAUUCCUUGUAUGAGGAGGCAGAGUCCUUUAAUGUCACGCUCAGCAUGCCUAUGGGAGGAAGACUUGGAUCUGAGUUCCCUUCUACUCAGGUUGUGAUUUUACCGGACAAGGAUGACGAGCCUGCUUUUUACUUUGGAGAUGUGGAACUGUACGUGGAUGAAAGUGCGGGAUACAUAGAAGUACGUGUAUGGAGGACUGGUACUGAUCUGUCAAAAACUGCCACUGUCACCGUGCGGUCACAAAAGACGGAGCCAGUGUCAGCCAUAGCUGGCAUUGACUAUGUAGGUAUCAGUAGGAAUCUGGAUUUUGCUCCCGGCGUUAACAUGCAGACUUUCCGUGUGGUCAUUCUGGAUGACUUGGGACAGCCGGUGCUGGAGGGCAUAGAGAAGUUUGAACUCGUUCUGCGUAUGCCAAUGAACGCCGUCCUCGGGGAGCCCAGUAAAGCCAUUGUAUACAUCAAUGACACCGUCUCUGACUGUAAUGCCAAAGUUCAAUUCAGGGAGGCCAUGUACAUGGGGCACGAGAAGGAUGGGAAGAUCACAGCCAUGGUGUACAGAAGUGGGGAUGUCAGCUACAAGUCUACGGUUCGUUGUUACACUCGCCAAGGCUCGGCACAAGUGAUGAUGGACUUUGAAGAACGACCAAAUACAGAUAGUUCAAUCAUCACAUUCCUUCCAGGUGAGACAGAACGUCCUUGCGUUGUGACGCUGAUGGACGAUACCAUCCAUGAAGAAGAGGAGGAGCUGCGUCUUGUCCUUGGAACUCCCAGAAGUGAAUCUCCUUUUGGAGCCUCCAUAGGAGAACUCAAUGAGACCUUAAUAAAGAUUAAGGAUGAUGCAGACAAGGCAAUAAUAAAGUUUGGAGACACCAAGUUUAGUGUGAGCGAACCAAAGGAACCCGGACAAAUCGUGGUAGUAAAAAUUCCAGUUGUUCGUCAGGGAGACACAUCAAAGGUCUCCAUUGUGCGUGUGCAUACAAAGGAUGGCUCUGCUACCUCAGGGGAAGAUUAUAACCCUGUGUCAGAAGAGAUUGAAUUUAAGGAAGGUGAAACACAGCACAUUGUGGAGGUCGAAGUCUUGUAUGAUGGAGUUAGGGAAAUGAGAGAAGCUUUUACUAUACACCUGAAGCCUGAUGAGAACAUGGUUGCAGAAAUCCAGAUGACCAAAGCCAUAGUGUACAUCGAAGAAAUGAACAGUAUGGCUGAUGUGACAUUCCCCUCAGUUCCUCAAGUUAUCUCACUUUUUAUAUAUGAUGACACUUCAAGAGCUAAGGAGAACCCCAAUCCCAUUGCUGGUUACCCAGUUGCUUGCAUCACGGCUUGUAACCCUAAAUAUUCAGAUUAUGACAAAACGGGAUCAAUAUGUAUCAGUGAACACAUCAACGACACAUUAACCCGUUACCGCUGGCUGGUCAGUGCCCCCAAGGGCCAGGAUGGAGUCACCAGUCCUAUGAGGGAGGUUGACUUUGACACAUUCUUUACGUCUUCAAAAAUGAUCACCCUGGAUUCAAUAUACUUCCAUGCGGGUUCGCGGGUGCAGUGUGCGGCACGUGCUGUAAACUCAGAUGGACAGGAAGGUCUGGAACUUAUGAGUCCUAUUAUAACCAUAAGCACAGAAGAAGGUCUCUGCCAACCUCGAGUGCCGGGAGUGGUCGGAGCUGAACCGUUCUCUGCUAAGAUGCGAUACACGGGGUCGGAUGAUCCCGAUCAUCCAAAUCUUAUUAAAGUAACUAUCACUAUGCCUCAUAUUGAUGGCAUGCUUCCAGUGAUAUCCACUAGGGAGCUUUCUAACUUUGAGCUCACACUGAGCCCUGAUGGUACACGGGCAGGAAACCACAAAUGCUCAAAUCUUCUGGAUUAUAAUGAAGUGAGAACUCGUUACGGGUUCUUGACUGAUGCCACCAAGAAUCCCAAUGUCAUAGGGGAGACCUCUCCCUAUCAAUAUAAUACACAGCUGAGAGGGUCUAAUGCUUUACGCUUCUACAGAAAUCUUAACCUUGAGGCCUGCUUGUGGGACUUUACCAGCUACUAUGACAUGUCGGAGCUCCUUACUGAAUGUGGUGGCACCAUUGGCACAGACGGACAGGUCUUGAACCUUGUCCAGUCCUACGUGACGCUGCGGGUGCCGCUGUACGUGUCCUAUGUCUUUCACUCACCUGUGGGAGUUGGCGGGUGGCAGCACUUUGAUCUGCACUCUGAGCUGCGCCUGACAUUUGUGUACGAUACCGCCAUCUUGUGGAAGGAUGGUAUUGGGAGCCCUCCAGAAGCUGAAUUACAAGGCUCCCUCUACCCGACCAGCAUGCGUAUAAAUGAAGAAGGUCGCUUGGUUGUGAAUUUUAAAACAGAAGCUCGAUUCUAUGGUCUAUUUUUAAUGUCACAUCCUGCAACACUGCUGACCUCCAUGAUCAUGUCAGCCGAUCAUCCAGAGUUAACCUUUACCCUGAAUCUUGUGCGGAAUGAACCCAGUUAUAACCAGCCCGUUCAGCAGUGGAGCUUCGUCUCGGAUUUUGCUGUUCGAGAUUACUCUGGCACUUACACAGUUAAACUCAUCCCCUGUACCACGGCCCCGUACCAGGAAUACACUAUACCCGCUGUGUGUAACCCCCGGGAGCCCAUCAACUUUGAUGUUGAUAUCAGAUUCCAGCAGGUCAGUGACCCCGUUGCGGCGGAGUUCAGUUUAAAUACCCAGAUGCUGCUUCUGUCUAAGAAAUCGCUGUGGCUGUCUGAUGGAUCGAUGGGCUUUGGACAAGAGAGUGACAUCUCGUUCUCUGAAGGUGACGUCAUCUAUGGUCGAGUGAUGGUUGAUCCGGUCCAGAACCUGGGAAACUCUUUUUACUGCAGCAUCGAGAAAGUCUUCCUCUGCACUGGAGCCGAUGGCUAUGUACCCAAAUAUAAUCCCUCCGAUAAUGAAUACGGCUGCCUCGCCGACUCUACGUCUCUCCUCUACCAAUUUAAGAUAUUGGAUAAAGCACAGCCGGAAACUCAGGCUAGAAAAUUUGGCAGCAUCUUGUUUAAUGCCAGGCUGGCAGCGGAUGAUCCGGAGGCAUUACCGCUCGUCAGACAACCUGGCUCGGAUGGAUUUAAAGUUGACGCCACUCCUCUGUUCCAGGUUUCUACAGGCAGAGAGUGGUAUAUGCAUGCAAUCUACACCAUGAGGUCCAAAGAAAACGCCAACAGAGGCAUCGGAAAGAGAAGCUUAGAAUACCAGUACCAUUCUGUACUGAGCACAGGCACUUCUGGAGAGUCAAAGAGCAGUCGUAAGAAGAGAGAUGUCAAUGAAGUCCCAACAGUUGCUAAGGAAAUUGGCACGGAGAACAACAGAGGAACCAAUAUUCAGCAUAUCGUUUUAGAACGUAACAACAAAAAGACAAUUUCUGAGAAGGAAAUCAUCCCAGAUGGGUUAAUACCAAGAGAGGUGAAUAAUAAGGAAAGUGAGAUUAACGUGGUCAUCAUUGUGGUUGUCAUCGCUGCCAUAUUGUUAUUAGUGGUCUGUUUGAUAGCAAUCAUUUUAUUCAUGUUAAAGCGUAAGCAAAAGUCCAAAAAGAAAGAAGAAGGGAGAGAAUCGGGAAGUAGCGAGCCCAUGAUGCCUCCUCGGGGAUACAGUACAGACAGCUCUGAGGUUUGACAUUGUGGAUCCAUGAGCCUAGUCACAAGUGCCUCAAAAAUAGCAAAUUUCAGAAUUUUCUAAACUCUUUCCAGAAGACACAUAUAUGCUGUGUGCCCAGUGGUCCAUCUACUCUUCAAUACCUCAUGUAUGUUUAAAGUGUUGGAAGGACCAUGAGGGCACCAAUGGGACCGAAACAUCAAACCAAUGUCUGUACACCUGGGAUUCCUGACAACCUGAACUCAUGCACUAACCAUGAAGAGGCGCUAAAAGGACUGUAAAUGAGGAUUAUCCUCUUGUAUUUCUUUUAUAUUAUUUAAAAAAAUAUUGAAAUAUGCAAAGGUGCUGAUAGCUCAUCUCCUCAUUUGCAGGGAGAGCUUCUCCUAAUAGUAUCCAUUGGGUACACAUGGAGUUUUCUGGAGAAAGUUUUGAGACAGAUUUUCCUUCAGGCUUAUUAGCCAAAGCAAGAAGUGGAUCCAGCAGGAAGGAGAAGUAUUAGCCGUUCCUUUAUAUUUCCAAUUCCUCUCAAAUCUGCUUUUGGCUUUGGCUGAAAAACCUGCCUCAAAACCUCCUCCUAAAAAACUCUGUGUGAACCUACCCUUAGAGGUUCAAUGAUCAUACUCUAAAUGUCAGUUUUAUAAUAUUUUUGCCGAGACUGUAUACUCAUCAUCGUGAAGAUUGCUAUAAAAUAUUGUUCUUUUUAUGCCCAGUGGAUUCAUCUAGUUGUAUUAUUCCUUGUUAACCAAAGAUUCCUCUGAGGUUAAAGGUACUAGUCUAGGACAAGAUGGAUUCCCCAGUCCAUGACGUUUUCUACUUAGGACCACAUAAAGCAGUACAUAAUAAGGGGGUCUGCAAGAUGUAUGGUAAGAAGAGGGUGACUGUUGCACGAAAUGCUGUCAUGCUGAUCAUGUGAAGUUCUACUUGUCUGCUGGCUGGUGGGAAACACCAUAUAGCAGUCCUUCUCCCAUAUAACCCGGUUGUUUAUAAUAGGAGCUUCUCCUUAUAGAUGCUGCCUACCAUAUGUAUCUAGGAAAUAAAAAAAUAUUGUCCUUAAAGGCUAUGGACACCUUCAAGGUUUUUUUAUGAUUGCAUUUUACUCAUUUUGGGCUGAAAAUCAUUUUAUCAGUUGGUCUUUUUUUAAAAUAUCCAGUCGUUUCUAAGAUACAAUCCCUUUAAAAUAACUUAAAAUUGGUUUUCCCGUCUCAACAUUUGUGGCAUAUCACUAAUAUAAGCCACAAAUGUCAGACAGGUGCAGGUCCCACCUCUGCUUUUCUUUUAUUUCAGAGGUCUCACCUUUUCUAUCUCCAGAACGGGGCCCCUAGGGAGAGCAGCUGCACACACACCACCACCCUCUAUUCACCUCUAUGGGAUUUCCGAAAAUAUCCAUGUGCACUGGCUCGGCUAUUUUGUGAAGUCUCAUAGCAGUGAGUGGAGAGGAUGCUGUGCAUCAGGGGCCCCAUUCUGGAGAUAGGAGCAGGUCCCAGAGGUGGCAUAUCCACACAUGUUGAGAUAGGAAAAGCCCUUUAAAGGAGUUGUACAAGAUUAAGGAAAUCUGGCAGAAACAGCGCCGCUCGUGUCCUUGUGGUUGCGUUUGGUAUUGCAGAGUUCACUUGAGUGGGGCUGAGCUGCAUUUCUAUGUUUUCUGAUAGAUAGCAUUAAAGUUUUAGUAUCUCAUACAACCGCGUUCACAUGUAGGAGUUUGCUACAAAAAGAGGUUGCAAAGCUGAACUGCAGUUUUCAGUCAUGUCAUUGACCUCCUGGGAUUGGCUGCAGUGUAAGGUAAACCACAUUUAGGCAUGGUGACCCUUCAAAGGAAAAAACAUCUAAAUGACUGCUAUGAAAUUCUGAUUAUUUUACACUUUUUUAUGUUUAUUUUGUGUUUGUUUUUUGUUUUGUUUUUAAUAACAGUUGAUGCUGCUUGACAAAAAAUACCACUGGUGUCGGUCUCACCAUGUCAGAUAGUUCUUGUAGAUGCUGUAGGAACCUGGUUCUCAUCAGUCACGUAAGACAAGGUUCCCCCGAACCAGCUAGAGACUGAUGGUCACACAAAAAAAUAAGUAGGAAAAUACUGUAUUACGUUUUUUAUUUUUACUGAAUUAUACAGGAAAAUGCCGGGAACAAGUAAUUUAUUAUUGUGGCAAUCAUUGAGCCUCUUAAGGGUAUGUUUGUAAUGAAUGGCAUGUUAUUAUAUGUUACCAUUGUGCACAGUAUAUAUACAUUUCAUAUUAUUAAGAAUAUUUUGUAACAUUUUAUCAUUCUGAUAUAUGCAAGUUUUUACUCAUCGCUUCUCGUGCUCUUAGAUCUUGAAGAUGUGUUUGGUAUAUGUCAGAUUGAGAUGUUUAGGUUCACCCAUAAUCCCAGAUUUUCCAGUUUGGCUUUCAACCUAUUAUAUAUAUUAACCAAGCUACAGGUCAUUGUAGAUAUAAGAUAUAGUUACUGUUCUAAUUUUGCGAACGUUAGCCUUCUGUGCCUCAUGUUUGUGUUGUACGUAAUAAGGCCGCACCAUAUUUAUCCUAAAGAAACAUACUACUAUAAAGAAAAACACUUGAAGCCAUCACUAUAUGUAGGAGCCCUACACCUAUGGAUAGAGGGGGCCUUCUGGAGUGCCAAAUUAAUAAAUAAUCAAACUCAGUACAUGGGAUAUGCUUGUUAGGACCAUUGAACAUCAGUCUGUUUUUCAGAAACCUCCGGUGGUGAAACGACUACUCCCAACAUGCUCACUUGCUUGGCUGUUCUCAAAACUUCCGUAGAAGUGAUUGGAGCAUGCUGGAAGUCGUACGCAUUACAUUGAUCCUGAAUGACAGCCUGUAUGAUAGUGUAUGAGUAGUCACCAUUAUGCUGGUCCUCACUAGAAACACCCCUAACAGGGCAGCUGGGCUGAUAUAUUGCUGUAUAACACUUCCUACAUCAGAUUACUUCACAGUGCCUGAUGUACACUUCCACAUUGCAAAUGCAGACACUGAACAAGCAGAGGAUGCUGUAAGAUUUUAGCUUGUAAAGCCUUCAGAACAGUGAAUACAGCUCUGAGGUACGUACAAUACUGGCUGUACACCCAAUCGAUAAAAGGGCAGUAAUAUGAGUUUACAAAAGCACUCCAGCAAAAUAUUUUUUGCCUAUAUAGUACAGAACAGUCUAUUAUUGCAGAAUAAUGUAGAGGCUCUAGUGUAUGCCUUAGGCAUACCUGUUUUAGUUGAUGUGCCAUUUAUGAGCUAUCUGCCAUCUUGGUUACGCCUUCCCUUCGGAUGUGGUUUCCUGAUGCAGCUGGCAUCUCCCAUUAUGCCUCUGGCUUUGCAGUGACAGACGUAGCAGAGUCUCAUCACACUACACUUGCUCUGAUCUAUCUAAAGGCAGCAAGUGAUAGCUCAGCGACAGGACUGUUGUCCCCUAACUUGCACUGUCUCUGUGAUCCAGCUGAACUCUGCUUCCCCUGCCUCCUGCUUGUGAUGGGUUUCUCAGCUUUAAAGCAGAAGGUAGAGGAAAGCAGUGUGAACACAGGAGAUUCUGCCCACAGCAGAUAAUAUAGACCAGGGAUGCCAAAUCUGCAGCCCUGUAGAUGUUGCAAAUCCACUUCUCCCUGUAUGCCCUGAUAGCUGUAGGCAGUCUGGGCAUGAAGGGAGUUGUAGUUUUGCAACAACUGAAGGGCUGCAGGUUUGACAUGGCUGGUAUAGACAGUGUGAGCCAUGGGAGGUUUAUAAUUCUGCAGCUAAUGAUUGUAGCCACUCACCAACUAUACCCCUGCACCCCUGGUCCCUUAGAUAAUGCAGAAGUUACGAUAUAUUAGACUGGCAGUACAGAGGAACAAGAAGAGAAGAGCUUGGAGGAGAGGCCAGGAGUCUGAGAGCUGCCAAGAUGGAUUUGAUAGAUGCUGAUGUAUUGCUGUAAUUCACAGGAAGUCAGCCAAACAGGAGAGCAAGACCUGGACUGGUAGUCAGACUGUGACCACAUGACAUCAAUCUCCAUAAUGCUAAGGUUCAAAAUAUGAGCAACUGAGCUGGGAUAAAAUAAAUUACACUGCUGGAAUAUUGCUGCUAAGUUAGCAUUGUAUUCCCGCCAAACACUCGCCUACCUAAAAAUAAAAAAAUUAUGUGCCUUUUUGACUUUUCAUUUAUAUCAAAAGGGGUUGUCUCAUGAAGACAUAUGACCUACAGUAUUGGAGCAUGUGGACAUCAUUGAGUAGGGUCCUCAGUUUGUGAGCCAGAACAGAAAGCCACUUAAUAUGUAUGACCGCUUAUCUGCGUGUCCGCCAUGUAAGACUAUGUGGUGGCUGCUGCGGGGGAAAUGCGCUGUUUCACAGGGGUGUCGGGAGUGGGACACCUGAUUGCCCCGCCCCGGCAGCUGCAUCUGGAAAGGAUUGUCUUGGUGAACACAAUUCUAGUACAGUGAAACAGUGGUCGCAGGUCGCCUUACCCAAUUUUGGGUAAAUCCCACCAUCUUAGCUGAUGGAUACAGCCGAACCAUCUUGUUUUUACUCAGUAGUGGGUGCAUCAUAAAGUUCCAUAAUCUACUGCGGAAGGACACAGUGCAUUUUCAGGUAAUAAAUUAAAGAUUGGGGUCCUAACCUACUGUAUGAAUACCCUAUUUUAUCAUCAUUGUUAUAGUUUUACAUUCAAUGAUCCUUUAAUACAGGGCUUCUCUGUCUUUUUCUAAUGGGGACUCACCAGCCAGAACAUGCAGAUAUCUGGGCCACACUAAGUCUAUGCCAAAUUUUCUAAAUUUCCUAAAUUUAUCUUAAAAUGUGUACCAUGAAACCAGUACAAUUUUAAAAUAAGCACAUAAGGAGUUAAUUAUCUUAAUAAACCAGAGACUAGUGCAACCAUAUAAUUCGACACUUUAUGUAUAGAUAUAAUCUACAUAAAACGACAUAAAAACAUUACAUUACUUGUCUUCUACUGAUCCUUUAUUAUAAUUCAGAGCUGAAUUCACUAUUCUGCUGAUUGAUACUGGAAAAAGUCAACAAGUUUGUCAUCAGAUACACCCCUAACAGUUUACCUGAGCUCUAGAAUGCAAAUAGUUUUUUUUUUAGAUUACUGUACAUCAUCUAGUGUAAAGAUUAUCAACCACCUGGGCGAAAUCUGUAAAGACACAUUGCCAGCAAUGAAUACUUGGAGAUUACAGCUCUGAAGCCUGCACAGUUGUGAAUACAGCUCUGGAGUAUAAUACAUGCUAUAACUCAGGACUAGUAAAAGAUAAACAAUGAGAUGUACUUAUAAAGAUAGUGGUUUUUAAAUAUUAAAGGUGUUUACUGGGUCUUAUAUAUUGAUGACUUAUCCUCAGGUGAUCUGUAUGUGUUCGUUGGGUCAGAAUCCCAGCACCCCCACCAAUCAGCUGUUUGAAGAGGCCGUAGCGCUCCAGUGAGCCCUCCAGCCUCCUUGCAGCAUACCAAACAGCGCUGUCCGUUGUAUAGUGGCUUUGCUUGGUAUUGCAGCUCAGGUCCUUUCAAUUGAAUGGGACUGAGCUGGACAUAGGCCAUGUGACCGCUGAACAAUAUAGAAGACCCCAAAAACUCUAUAUGUAAACUGUAUAAUCCUGUUCAAAGGUGGUACUUUGUUUUAACCCAAACCAUAUCUGAGAGGACUUUGUCAGUAGGUUAGUGAAUGUGACGUAUCUACAGCCAAUGUCCUGUGCAUUUCCAGUUUAUAAAUAAUGUACCUGUGCGGUUUACAUUUCUCUUUAGUGGCAGUGGCAGCGUACUGUAUUUGUUACUGCUUUCAGAUUUCACACGAAGACAAUGAUGACAAAAUAAUUUGUAACUUGGACCCAAACUCACUGUGGUCUGCAAUAAACAUUGUGUUAUUCCCAUUGA
Molecule: messenger RNA, 15214 nt
Organism: Bufo gargarizans (Asiatic toad)
Lineage: Eukaryota; Metazoa; Chordata; Amphibia; Anura; Bufonidae
Gene: FREM2
Product: FRAS1 related extracellular matrix 2
Biological process (GO): cell communication
Cellular component (GO): membrane
Source: RefSeq, a predicted model, not a curated record